This is a messenger RNA of Cladophialophora immunda, 1636 nucleotides long. RefSeq lists its product as uncharacterized. The coding region runs from base 38 to 835 and encodes 265 amino acids. Gene Ontology annotation, molecular function: transcription coregulator activity. Gene Ontology annotation, biological process: regulation of transcription by RNA polymerase II. The record is from RefSeq and is a predicted model, not a curated record. The transcript has a single exon. Gene Ontology annotation, cellular component: mediator complex. Lineage: Eukaryota; Fungi; Ascomycota; Eurotiomycetes; Chaetothyriales; Herpotrichiellaceae.
AUUUUGUCGACAGCACAAAGCACCCUCUAUUCCCAGCAUGGCAUUGACAGGGGUAUUCAUCCUCCCCAUCGCGCCAGGCCAGACCUCGCCAUCGUCGGCCCUCAUAUCUCACAUCUCGCGCUCCUUUCCGGCCGAACCGCUCCCGUCCUUCCACCUUGACCACCGACUCUUCGUCGACACCUCUUCGCUCCUCCCCAACUCCGACAUAUCGCAGCGUAAGUCGGUCAGUAUCCUGACUCUAUCACACACGCCUUCUAAGACGUACGUUGCCACAACUACUCCGAAGGACAAAUCUCAGGCUACGGACCAGUCGACAUCCCCGACAUUUACCGUGGUCACCAUCCCUUCGAGCUCCGCAGACCCGUUCACGCAACUCAUCGGGACAAAGCUCCAACCGCAAUGGGCUCAUCGACAAUCCAUGGUCAUAGACAACGGCACGGCGCUGUCCUUGGAGAAUGGCGAGUGGACCAUCCGCGUCGGAGAUUUGAAGACUCCGUCUCGACCGAACCAAGCCGGUUCCAAUCUUAGAGGCAUGGUCGUGGAGGUCUCUUUCAUUGAGCCACCAGUCGACACCGCACGCAAUCAAGGUCCAGAGGAUGCUCCGAAAGACGUCAACGCGAAGGGUGUGAGCAAGGAAGACGAGACCCUGCUACGUGGGUUGCUCGACUCGGUCACCGACGGCAGCGGAGUGCCUUCAAUCUACAGCAUCGAAACUACUCGGUCCCUGAUUCGACGCACCAAGUCUCAUGUGAAGGAUAAAGACAGCAGCGAUGCCUCGCCGGACUGGGACCUGGCCACUUUGUAUCUGGACAUUCUUCGAGGAUCAAGAAGCUAAGAGAUACAACGCCCCACCCUUAACAAUCAGACGAACCUCCAAUUAUCCCACCGGCCAUUCCGCCACUGUAUGGGCGCCGAGGAGCGCCUCCUUGUCCCCGGCACAGCAUGGCGACGGGACCAGCCAAACACCUCUUCUACCUGCCCGAAACUCUUCUGAGCACCACGACACUUGGCCGACUACGGGAAGCAAGGCUCACUCUCGGCACGCCAAUGCGACAACCCCCGAUCCGCUUCUUUGCGCCGACUCAACAGCGCCUGCCACCGAUGAGAUAACGCGCAGUGACAAGCCUCGAAGACUUGACGACCAUCCACGUUGCGGCAAAGCACGCCCUGGCGGCAAAGUGCAACCGCAUCUUCUUGCAGUUGAAGAAGUCUGUCGCCAAUUGAUCCCACCCUCAAAGCACCUGCACAUGGGGAUUCUCUUAUAUAGUCCGCACUCCGGAUGGAGAAUACUUUCAGGCGACGAAAAAGCGCGACCGAGGCCCUCAUUCCCAGCUUAUGUACUAUCACGCCCUACCAAAGAACGAGUCUGAGCAAGUCAACAAACAGCCAGCGUGAGUCGAGGGUGAGUAGCGCGAGGCGCGUGUGCGUUGUCCCACGAAAAGUCAAGGCGGAAAGUGUGAACACACAAUAAGAAACAUCAUCAAUUGUUCUAGAUAAGGAAAAUGGCGCGGCAAAUAUAUAGAACAAGCUCAAAAAUAAAAUUAUGCAGACAGGGGCGUCCCGGGAACGGGGUACAGAGAACAGAGUGGUCGGUGUCCCUUCGUCAGUGAGUAUAUAUUAUGGGGUGGGAAUGUCC